AGCCAGCUUUGAGAAAAGCUCGACGAACUUUGUUCUUGAUAUGACUGAAUUGAGAGGAUCUGAAGACAGGGGUGUGUGACACGACUUGGUAUGAGUGACACAAACUUGGACUCGUCCAGUAGAUUCCCAAGUUUAGUGACCAAGGGAAGGCAGGCCGCAAAUGCAGCGUUUUGAGACAGACCCGCCUUUACUUAGUCCAAGUGAACUUGACACCGCUCUAUUCCCUUCCAAUGAAAGUUCUCCAAGAUCAGUGGGUGGAUUUCGUGAGGAAAGGGCUCUAUCUGGGGACAGAACCAGUCUGAGGGAGGGUUGUGAGUUGAUGGAGGAGAGGAGAGGAAUUCCAGAGGGUCUGGGUAUGGAAGGAGCUAGCGAUGGGGACAGUGACGACAGGCUGUCGGUGUCCAGUGUGUCAGUACUGACGGACUCACAACAAGGCCAGCGUACCGAUGACUUUGACCAUGCCACCAUGCUACAAGCAAUUGUGUUUAUUGAGGAUGCCGUCACAUACCGAUCAGUUCAUCACAAAGUUCACCCAGCAGCUCUUCACUGGUAUAGAAUCUAUUUCUCCUGGCCUGUACGAUGGUUUGUCACCUUUAUGAUUGCAUUGCUCCACCUACUGGCGUUCAUCGAGUUCCCGUCCUCACUUACCUGGUCGUCGGAUAUUCUCACCCGAGCUGAACGGAUUGUCCUGCCAUGCGGAGCCACAGAGGGACUUGAGUUCAUCUGCCUCUUUGUUCUCACCUUUGAUCUAAUUUUUAAAGUGUACUUUGUGGGGAAGCACCAUACGCUGCGCAGUAAGUGGUUACUGGUGUAUUGCGGCGUACUCAUUUUCUCUGUCAUUGACUGGGUUGUCAGUGUCAGCCUGGGAUGUACAGAGACUGUCAGAGUGAGACGAAUGCUGAGGCCAUUCUUUAUCCUUCAAAACAGUUCAUUAAUGAAGAAAACUUUUAACUGUUUACGACGGACAUUACCAGAAGUAGCCAGUGUUCUCUGCCUGCUGGCCUUUCACCUGUACGUGUUUACAUUAUUUGGAAUGCUCAUAUUUCCAAAACCUAAAAAUGACUUGCCAGUUGGUGGGAACGUGAGUAAUCUGGAGAUAGAUGAUUACGAUGUGUAUGCUUUUAGCUCAGCCAAUGAGUCCACACUAAAACCACCGGUUGAUGAAGGAAGCCAGUAUUUUCGAACCUUGGCAGAUUCACUGCUUAAUUUACUAGUUCUUUUAACAACAGCAAACAAUCCUGAUGUAACCAUGCCUGCCUACAAGGAAAACAGAUUGUAUGAGAUUUACUUUAUGGCUUUUCUUAUCGUCGGCCUCUACUGUUUUAUGAACAUGCUCACAGCUGUCAUCUACAAUCAGUUCAGAGGGUACUUCCUGACAUCCAUGCAGUCCAGUUUGUUCAGGAGGCGUUUAGGAAUCAGAGCAGCUUAUGAAGUGUUGCGACAGAGGAAGACUUCCUUCAGGCAUUGCUCCAGCCUUAACACCACCAGAGAAGGUGUAGAAAGCUUGUGGUUGAGACAUGUGGUAGAAGGGGCAGACCUGGAGCCUACAGCCAAAUUAGCCAUAUUACAGGACCUGGACUCCAGACAAGGAUGUCUGUUAAAUGCAGCUCAGUUUCAGGGUGUCUUUUCUGUGUUAGAUAAAGACUUAACCAACAGGGAGCACCCACCUAUUGUGUGGUCAACAAAACGCUGUUUCUAUGUGACCCAGGUUAUUGUCUCCCAUAAAUACUUCACCUAUGUGGGAAACUUGAUAGCAGUUCUCAACGUCAUUCUUAUAUCAGUAGAACUGGCCACCAGAUAUGACCAUUCUCUCACCUCAAGUCACUCUGCUCUUGGAGUGAUCAAUCUAGUGUUUAUUGUUUACUACUUGAUGGAGCAGAGUCUAAAACUGGCUGCACUCGGUUGGAGGAGAUAUAUUUAUAAUCGAGGAAAUAUAUUUGAUGGCCUUGUGACAGUUGUUUUAGUGAUUGUGGAGAUAUUUUACCUCGUCAGAUAUGGGACUCCAUUUUCUUCAAAGGAGGCUGUGAGUACCCAGGGUAUCCUGUCUCUAUGGAACAUUGUCAGAAUUAUCAACAUCCUCAUCAUGGUGAGACUGUUCAGGAUCAUCCCACACAUCAAGGCGAUGACUGUUGUAGCCAGUACUCUUCUAGAUUUGGUCAGAAACAUGAAGUCAUUUGGAGGUGUUCUGGUGGCUAUUUACUACAGUUUUGCGAUUCUGGGCAUCGAACUUUUUGACGGCACAAUAACUGCAGACAUGAAGAAUUCUACCAACAGGACACGACGUGUCUACGAGUGUGGAACAUACCAGCAACUGGAUUAUUGGGCCAAUAAUUUUGAUGACUUUGCUGCAGCUAUUGUAGUAUUAUGGGACAUAAUGGUUGUCAAUAACUGGCAUGUAUUCCUACAUGCUUACACCAGUGUAACUAACAGAUGGUCAAACCUAUACUUCACAUGGUGGCUGCUCUCUGUUGUCAUUGUACUUAACUUAUUCACAGCCAUCAUUUUAGAGAAUUUUAUCAUGAAAUGGACCGAAGUCCAGAGCCAACGAGCGCGCAAUAGAGCUCAGUCAUUUGAGGAAUCCACGUACUUAAUGUCUGUGCACGAAAUGUUCCGAGACAGUUUAAGGGAGCCAGCUGAAAACGAAUUACUCGUUGAACUUCGCCAACAUCGCUUUCUUAAGCUGGGAAGGUGAUCAGUAAAACAUCAGUGGAAGCAGCAAACUGAUUUAUGAAUUUUGAGAUUAUUUUGUGAUUUUAAAUUUUAAUGAACAACCUAUUUUGAAAAAUAUUCUUACAUAUUUCUUAGAAUGUUUUUUUUUCAAUUAAAAUGCAAACAGUUGAUGUUCUUUGAUAUAUUUGCUAUUCAGAAUGGAUCAAAACAUAUACAUAUUUUCUGCUCAGGUAGUUUUAGCCUUUGAUUUUUGUCUUUCCAAUUUUAUGAAGUAGGGUUUAAAAACAGUGAUGAUGAUUGGCUCAAUACCAUAAUGAAUUUUGUGUCUGUGUGUAAAUUAAUAGUUUUAAAAUAAAUACAUCUUUUACAUGAGGUGUAUUCAUUUAAAAAAAUACACAUGUUUUGUUAUUAAAAAUUAUGUCCUACAAUUUAAACUGGCUUUGGGGUUUGGUUGUUCUGGUUUUGUUUUCAUGGUUGGUUUAUUUUGUUAUUUAUAGUUACAUGCAGCUUGCAUAUAUCUGUAGUUUGUUUAUGUAUAUAUGUUAUUUGUUUCCGUGAGUGUUCUUUUGCUUCUUUGUUUUGAGUUUAAUACAAGAACCUUGGUUAGUUUCAGACAUGUUCCGGUGGGUCUGUUUCAACAUUUUUCUUUUUCACAGAUAUUGCACUUUGACUGUCAUGCAUGCAUAAAUGCAAGAGUUUUAGUAUGUACCAUAAUCUUCUAAUUUUUAGUACAGAUAGUAGUAGUGCUGAAAACAAAGAAUGGGGAACUGGUAAAACUGCUUCUUACAUGUAUCAAGACAGUCCAAAGCUGUGGACUUAUUUGUUUUUUCCUUUAUUACGUCAAACUUCUCGGUGUACGUGUGAUCAGAAAACAUAUAUGAAGUACACAUGCAAGUUUGAGGUUUUACUUUAACUUUGCCAGUAUUGUCAUCUGUUGUGGUUGAUGGUUAUCUUAGUUUGUGUUCUUGGAAGCAGUUUUAAUGUGUGUUUUAAUUCCAAGACCAUACAUCUGCAGCCAUUAGUUAGGAAUGCUCCCAACAAUCAUGGUUGUUCAAACUAUUUUUUUUUUACGCACAUUUAGUCUGAUUUUUGUUUUUGUAAAGUUUACACUAUUGUAACAGAAAUUUCAAGGAUCUUUUCUCCUUUUUUGUUCCUCAUACAUACAAUCGGUAUUUUUUCUUUCAAUAUUGUAUUUCUAAGAGUUUGAUGCAUGUGUACCUGACAAAAGAUGCAUAAAUGUGUCUGCAUGCUGAACAUACAUGUAUUUUCUAUGCAUCUUACACUUUCCAUCUUUAUGGAUUAAGUGUGGUUUACAACAGCAAUCAUAAUUGGCUCAGUAACCUAACAAAUUGUGUACAUGUACUGUAUGUGAGUAAACUAUGGUUUUAAAGUAAAAAAAAACAUAUUUAACAUGAAAUAUAUUGAUUUUACAAAUGAAAACUCAAAUAUUUUGUCUUUAAACAGUACUGAAUCUUAAAAUUUAAAAUAGUUUCAUUUUGGGUACUGAUUGCCUGUAGGCCCUUAUAAACUUGUAAUUCUUCUCAUUUUUAAGAUAGGAAUCAGCAGUGCUGAAAGCAGAAAACUUACAUUCCUUCGUCUUUUUCGGGGAAAAGUGAAAAUAUGUACUUUGUAUGUUUAUUAGAUGGACAAACCAUAUGAGAAAAGAGAAACUGCAUAUUCCUGUACAUUUACAAUGGUUAAAGGAGCAGACUAUGUCCAAAACGUUAGAAGAAUUACAGUACUUCUUGUAACAAUAGCUUGUUUUUUUUCAUCUUACAAACUACAAAGUAUUGUUUGUUAGUGAUGUACCAUGAGAGCAUUUGUCACAUCAGUUCACUAAGUGCCUGUCGUCUUUUGACAUAUGUAAUAUGAUAUAAUUAUUUUAGGGUUGUUACACACCAAUCAAUCAUUCAGUCAAAUUUAUGGUGGAUUUCAGUUUGUGUUAAACCUAGCUGCUAGUUAUUAUUAUUUUGCCAAAAAUCCAGUUUACAUGUGUUGGAAUCCUAUUAUCAGAGUUUGUGAUUUCCAAAAUUGUCCUCAUUUAAGUUUAGAGCAGUUUGACAUUAUGAUGAAGUUUAUUAAUUGAACUUUGGGUUUCCCUUGUGUUCAGAUAGAAAUGGAUCCUGCACCAAAAAAAAAAAAACCAUUCAUGUUGCAAGGAUUUGCAAGAAAUAGUUAAAGUGUAUUGCUGUUUCAUCUGUAACAAAUACUGCUUUGUACCAGUGCUGUUAGUUAAUACAUCAGCAUUACUAUUAAGUUCUACCAAUUAUUCAUCACUGUGUAAUAAUGUUUACUGUGUAUUGCCUAUUUUCACUGUGUAUUCAUAAAAUUCUUAACAGAAAAAUAUUAUCGGUACUGGCAAGCCAUGUUAUAAAAGCAAUAAAUAUAUUUUUAUCCAUAGGUUCCUGUUUUCCUCUUUGUGUUGAACCAUCAGGAAGAAAGCUGAAAUGUAUCGAGCUUCUACUUUGUCAGGGAUCAGAAUUAAUUUUAAUAUGUUUUAUCCCAGGUUUCCCAUUAAGCAAAGGCUUUUUAUUUUAUACUAACUGCACCUAACCAUU
Messenger RNA from Liolophura sinensis, 5228 nucleotides. RefSeq names its product two pore channel protein 2-like. Gene Ontology annotation, cellular component: lysosomal membrane. Gene Ontology annotation, biological process: monoatomic ion transport; calcium-mediated signaling; transmembrane transport. NCBI's taxonomy places the organism in Eukaryota, Metazoa, Mollusca, Polyplacophora, Chitonida, Chitonidae. The record is from RefSeq and is a predicted model, not a curated record. Gene Ontology annotation, molecular function: intracellularly phosphatidylinositol-3,5-bisphosphate-gated monatomic cation channel activity; ligand-gated sodium channel activity; voltage-gated channel activity.